UCUCCUCCUCCGUUUCCCACGCACCUGCUGCCCAAAGAACAUCACAGCAGUUUUGAGCACAUCAGCCAGGUAGCUAGCUAAGAAGAAGAAGCUAAGAAUGGCAUCGCCGCGCAUGAAGACGGAGCAGUCCUUUGAGUUCGGGGAGCUCAGCGCUCAAGAUGCUGUGGGAUCUGCCUCAGAGUCGUCUUACAGCCCUCCUGGAGCUGUUUUUGGGGUCUCCCCACCGGAGUCCUCACCGCGCGGCGGCCGGAAUAAUAGAAGGAGGGACAGACCUUCAUGGGUCAAAGUUACGUACACACCUUAUUUUGAUGGUCACUUGUGGCGCAAAUAUGGCCAAAAGAAAAUCAAGGAUGCCGAGUACCCUAGGCUAUACUUCAGAUGUUCUUACCGUGGAGACCGGCAGUGCCUGGCGUCUAAGCUGCUGCAACAAAAGAACGGCGAUGACCCACCGCUGUACGAGGUGACCUACACGUACGAGCACACCUGCGGCGCGCCGCCGGUCCCGUUCCCGGACAUCGUGGCGGAGCCGCCGCCGGCCUCAAGGGAAGGGUUGGUGCUCAGGUUCGACUCUCCCGGCGGCCAUGGUGAUGCGCAGAUGCAGCAACAACAGCAGGGGCAGUACCAGCCUACGUCCCGGAGCCCGUUCAUGAUGCUGAGCUUUGGUUCGAGUAGCCAGGCGCACGAUCAGCAGCCUGCCUUCCAUUCCGACAUGGAGGCUGGAUCGUCGUCGCUUCCGAACGAGGGGAUGCCGGCGGCGGCGGCAAACGGCGACGGUGGCAUGUUCUCGACAUGGGACUCCUUCACGUAUGAUUUCGACAGCCACAUGCACUUCGGCGAUCACACGCAUUUACCUUAUAACAGUAAUUACGAUUAUGAUGAUUACUGAUCAAACGUGUAAAGCAUUAAUUCUUGUGGGCGACUGAUAUAUCGAUGUCUUCUUUGCGUAUACGCACGUACAGGAAUCAAAAUAUUUUCUGUCCUAAUUCAAGGGGAUUAAUUAUGCCUAAUCCACCUUUAUAUCCAUGAACAAGUCAUUUGACUGAAGGUGCAGUUCACUGAGCA
Molecule: messenger RNA, 1062 nt
Organism: Setaria italica (foxtail millet)
Lineage: Eukaryota; Viridiplantae; Streptophyta; Magnoliopsida; Poales; Poaceae
Product: probable WRKY transcription factor 65
Exons: 3
Coding region: 98-886 (262 amino acids)
Biological process (GO): regulation of DNA-templated transcription
Molecular function (GO): DNA-binding transcription factor activity; sequence-specific DNA binding
Source: RefSeq, a predicted model, not a curated record